UUGCCUUCUCUCUGCGGAGCUCUGUCCCACGGCAGUGACACAGAUAAGGAAGUGGGGCUCUGGGGAAUCUAAAUGAGCUCCUGAAGGACCAUUUGGUGUCACUAACUAAUCCACAUGAUCAUGGGCAGUCCAAAUGAGGGCGUGACACAGCCUUGAUCAUUGCCUGGACGAAUGAACUGCAUGACUGCUCCUGUCCUGAAUGAAAGAUGCGUCCAUCCCUCUGACCAGCCCUGACUCACCCUCCAUCUUUGUCCUGUCUACACUGUCCCAUCUGGCUGUCCCUGGCGCUACUGUCCCCUCUCCUCUGUGCUUCCAUUGUCUGUGUGGAUGCAUGCUUCACCAAUAGAGAGCAAAUUGUUAUCACUUUUGAGGCAUCUGUAUUGGUGUUUGGUCAAUGGAUAAUCAAGAUUUUCACACUAAUCAGCACCUCAGAAAACUUCCUAACUGAUUAUGUUUAAUAAGCUAAAACUAAACUCAACUUACUCUUAAUUAUGGCUAUAUUAUUAUUAAACCCAGACUGAACAAUGUCAAGAGAGAUAAACUUUAUUGAUCCCAAGGGAAAUUCAAGUUUAGCUGCAGCUGCAUUUACACUGCUCUUCUGAUAUUAAAACAAGACAAAAUCAUCAUCUAAACAAUUAAACCUAGACUAAUGUUACUGUUAACCAUGUCAAACCAAGUUCUAAACAAUGAGUAAACUUCAGAACUAAAUUUUGAGAAGAAACCUGCCUGCCCCAUAGCUGUGCCUACAUAACAGUUUGAAAACCACGGACUGUCAUUUGAAAUGGAGACUGAGAUGGGGCACUCAAGCCAAGAUCCAAAAUCCAAACUAAUUGCUGAUGAAAGGCCAAAAAAAAGAGGGAUUUCACGCUCAGAGAAACCCCCCUUUAGUAAGAUGGGCAUCCUGAGUCUGGGGCUCAAACAGCUGAUCCAGAAACGGAGAAAACGCUUGUCUGUGUCACGGUCCAUCAUCGCACCGGCCUCUUCAUCAUCAGCAGGAGGCAGUGCCCCCUUGUGGGCCCAUGAGGAUGUCCUGGGAUGCUGCCCUGAUCAGUCCCCCCUCUCAGCUCCCUCUGCUGCAGGACGGGGUGCAGGGACAGUGGGCAUGAUGCGGAGGGGCACCAGUCUGCAGAGCCGCCGCACUAAGGCCAGCUCUGGGAAUGGAGACAAGGACCCACUGCUGAGAGGAAGUCCCCAAGCUCCCAUCAGACGGCACACCCACGACCCACAGCACCAUGUGAGCAGGCCCAGAUCGUCCUCCAGCAACACGGACAGCGCUCCCUGCAGUCCGGCAACCGCCACUGUCCCCUGUGAUGUGCUGCUGUCCUCAGGUUAUCAUUCUACAGAGGAGUCGGACCGGAUUGACCGCCUGGAGGUGAGUGCCCUCUCUCAGACUCCGCUGGCCGUGUCCUGUGGGACAGAUGGUUCCUACCCUGGGGCAGAUGAUGGCACCCCAGACCCUCAGCGCACCAAGCAGGCUAUCUCCCAACUGCAGCAGAAGAUUCUCAAACUCACGGAGCAGAUCAAAAUCGAACAAACAGCUCGAGAUGACAAUGUGGCGGAGUACCUCAAGCUGGCCAACAAUGCAGACAAGCAGCAGAGCUCACGCAUCAAGCAGGUUUUUGAAAAGAAGAACCAGAAGUCGGCACAAACCAUCCAACAGCUGCAGCGCAAACUGGAGCACUACCACCGAAAACUGCGGGAGGUGGAGCACAAUGGCAUCCCACGGCAGCCCAAGGACGUCCUGAGAGACAUGCACCAGGGUCUGAAGGACGUAGGGGCCAAAGUGACUGGGUUCAGCGAAGGUGUGGUGGACAGCGUCAAGGGGGGACUAUCCAGUUUCUCCCAAGCUACCCAUUCUGCCGCUGGUGCCGUUGUAUCCAAACCAAGAGAGAUCGCAUCCCUCAUCCGCAACAAAUUCGGAAGUGCGGACAAUAUCCCUUCGCUAAAGGACUCUCUGGAUGACUCCACAGUGGAGGAGGCAGUGGCUGUAGUCGGUGGACGAUCUGUAGGGCACCAUUUUCAGUCUAGUCCCAAAUAUGGUAGCGAAGAUGAUUGCUCAAGCGCGACUUCGGGAUCGGCAGGGGCUAAUAGUACGACAGGGGCACCAGGUGGUCCCCCCAGUUCCCGAGGCAACACGCUGGAGAGGAAUCAAAGUUCGGGUUUUGACAUGCUGCUACAGGAGGUGCAGGAGCUGAGGGAGAGCCAGGCUAGACUAGAGGAGCACAUGGAAAGUCUUAAAUCGCACUAUCAAAGGGACUAUACCUUUAUCGUUCAAGCGCUGCAAGAGGAGCGAUUCAGGUGUGAGAGGUUGGAAGAGCAACUGAACGACCUCACUGAACUUCAUCAGAAUGAAAUCCUCAACCUGAAACAAGAGUUAGCCAGUAUGGAGGAAAAGAUUGCCUACCAGUCGUACGAGAGAGCCAGAGACAUACAGGAGGCGCUGGAGGCGUGUCAGACCAGGAUCUCCAAAAUGGAGCUGCAGCAGCAGCAGCAGCAGGUGGUGCAGCUGGAGGGGCUGGAGAACGCCACGGCCCGGACCCUCUUGGGGAAACUCAUCAACGUGCUGCUGGCCCUCAUGGCAGUCCUCCUGGUCUUUGUCUCAACUGUGGCCAACUGUGUGGUUCCUCUGAUGAGGACGCGCUCCCGCUCUCUGUCCACACUGCUGCUAAUCGUGCUUCUGGCGUUUCUCUGGAGGAACUGGGACGCUCUGUCCGGAUACACCCACCGCGCGCUGCAACCUCCAGGGUGAACCCAAACCCGCCCGGCACUAGGACUAGUGCUUUGGUGACAACAGUUGAAGCGGGUGUCACUGCAGCCACGCGGGACACUUGUAAAUGUGAUGGACUGUGACAGUGACGGUGUCUGAAGAUGAAAACCCGUCCAGACUCAGAGACAGUUGAAUCACGAUGAUCAGAAGCAGAAACUGUGAAGUGAAAUACAUGAUUUUCAUGUCGAAGGAAAAGACUGUUUACAUUUUAGAAAUGAACUCUUAGUCCUUACAGGAUGCAGCACUGUACUGUUUGUGUUUAGAUUUUAAUCUAUUAUUAUGAUAUAAUUUCUAAUAUGAAAAUUUCCUCAAUAUUUUAUUCAGUACCAUGUAGCAUUAUGGUCCUUUUACUCUUCUGGAGUUUAGUCUGGAAACUGGGCUGGCCAUGGCCAUGUUGUGAUGAUGCUGUUGCUUUUGGAAAGAAAGAAGGAUUUUUAAAAGAGCAACAUUUAAUAGUGGGUCUAAUCAGCUAAUAUCUGCAAAGUCUCGAUUUUAGAUUAAAUGCAAUAAUUACAUUGUAAAAAAUAAUUUGAUAAUUUUAGGGUGAACCUGCCAUAUUUGCAACAUGUCUAACAUGCUGCCAGUUUCUUAAGGAGUCAAAGUUUGCUUAUAAAGCAGUAUUAACCAGUCAUAAUAAGGUUUAUUUGCUGGGGUAAUUCGCUGAGCCAUAGCUGUUUUGGUGCUCCAUUGCCAUCACUGGGAAAGGAGAGCUGCUUUAUUCCACUCCAUCAGGGGCACAUUACCAAGGAAUUUUCACAUACUUACCAGAUCUAAUCACUAGCUCCUCUUUUACCUUGUUGUUUUUGUAUCCUCAUCUAGUGCCAAACCUGGGUCUACCCUGAGGCUAUGAGUGCUCACAAACUGAAAGAAGCUUAGAUAAAAUAGGUAAAGGAAAGUUUUGCAUUGAAUGUUUAAAUAACCAUUAAUUUAUCUUUUAAGAGACGUUUGUGAUGAAUGAAAGCGUGACUUGAUAGUGACUUCCUUUUUGCUUCUUACUUAUUCAUUAUUCCCUUAGAUUUUCAGUAUUUUCUACCAUUCUUAUUAGUGAAGGGCAACUAUUUGCACUGAGGAGCAAAAGAUAAAGCGAGACCAUUCAAAGUACGUUAGCGCUGCACUUUAGCACACAGUAGAUAACGCGUGUCAGGCGGAGACGGGAUGGGGGGACUGUGAUCGAGACUUCAAAGGUUGCCACUCCUAAGACAGUAGUCCUCCUGGGAUAAGAGAGAGGCGGACUCAGGUCAGAAUCACUGUCAGCUCUGUCUUAAGUUAAAACUCACAGGCACUACACACUUCACGUCAAAACGUCAAUAAAUCUUUACUCUUAAAUGAAAAGAAUGCAUUGUAAUGAUAGUGGCAGUGAUAUUUUCAAUGAGCAAAAGUAACAAUGAGCCCAGCUUUGAUAAUUUUUUAUAUUAAUUAUUAUUAACCUGUAAGGUGAUUUAUUAAAAUCAGCACCACAGUUAUUUAUUGUCUUUUUUAAGGUGUUAAAAAUAAGAUGAUGCAUUGUUGCACCUGUGUCAUUUUCCCUUAGUCACUGUCAACUCCAGGAAGGUUUCUUACGGAUGUGAUAAUGUCUGGGUAAUGAUAAUGUAAGAGUGCUACCACUCCAGUGCCUUUAAUUUCAUUUUGUAAGUGUGGAUUAAAUAAAGUGCAUUCCUGACUA
Messenger RNA from Boleophthalmus pectinirostris (great blue-spotted mudskipper), 4430 nucleotides. RefSeq names its product transmembrane and coiled-coil domain family 1a (gene tmcc1a). Gene Ontology annotation, cellular component: endomembrane system. The record is from RefSeq and is a predicted model, not a curated record. The transcript is spliced from 9 exons. Bases 782 to 2749 code for a protein of 655 amino acids. NCBI's taxonomy places the organism in Eukaryota, Metazoa, Chordata, Actinopteri, Gobiiformes, Gobiidae.